This is a messenger RNA of Miscanthus lutarioriparius, 933 nucleotides long. The record is from the annotation of a GenBank genome assembly. NCBI's taxonomy places the organism in Eukaryota, Viridiplantae, Streptophyta, Magnoliopsida, Poales, Poaceae.
AUGGCUGCAGACGAAGGCGCAGAGCUUCGACUCGCCCAGCGCCGAGAUGGUCUACAGCCUCGCCAUCCUGUCGCCCACCCUGCCCAGGCAGUAGAACGACAACAACGGCAGCGGGUUCAACGCCAGGGACGUCGCCAUGGGCAGCAAUGCCGCCGCGUCCAGCGGCAAGCGCGGUGUGGCUGGGUCGCAACAGCCGCCGGCGAGCCAGAGCUAGGACAGAUGUACCUGUCUCGGUCGACUGCCAUUUGCUUUCCUCGGAUGAAGACCCCAUGUCGUUCCAACUUGUUUGGCUUCGUUAUUGCAAAUCCAAGGUUCAAAGUUGUGGUCUUCUCGUCAGACACCGGGGAUUGGUUCUUUCACCCUUGGGUGGAAAUCGAGGAGAGGGCACUGUCGAAUGAUGCCGACACACAUUGGCUUCAGUUUGGGGUGCGAUCAAAUGACACGCUGUACUGGGCUUUCACGAACCUGGAGCACGUGCUGAAGCUGGACACAUCAACAAUGGAGUUCUCUGUUUCUGAGCUCCCACCAUACCUGAAGGGUCUGCAGGGUUGCCACUUGGUUGUUGGCGAAACUAAGGACGGUGCCCUUUGCAUUGUUUUCUGCAUCGGGGGGAGCAUUUUUGUGUCCAUGAACAGAGCUGAUGAUGAUGGUGUGGUGAGGUGGGUUCUGCGUAGCGUGGACUAUGAGGCAGACGCAAACCCACCAGAAGACAUUGAUACACUGCAAGCCAUGUCUAUUGUGGAUGGGUUUGUCUACUUGGUCACAUCAGAGAUGGUUGUGGCGCUGUGCUUAGAAACAAUGAAGCUGGAGAAGCUGUUUCCGAGGAGUUUUCGUGCCCGUCAUUUCCAUCCCUACAUCAUGGCAUGGCCUCCUUCUUUAGUAGGAAACUAUGGGAGUUUUGCUUUGAUUGAAGAUGGUGUGGACAACGCGUAA